AUGACGUCUAGUCCCCGGAGAAACAAUCAGCGAUCGUCUCCAUCACCUUGUCAACAACAGCAGCAUUCACCGAUUGAGCCACAAUCACAGCCGCAGGCUCAAUCUCAGCAGCAUCAAACCCACCAACAGGUUUCUUCGCAUCUCCAGAACCGAAGUCCCCUGUCUCGUCUCGCGAUUCAUACGCAAGGGGCACCCUUAAUUCUCGCAGGACGCUUUCACAAUCGUGGAAAGCCGGUCAAUUCGAACAAUGUGAUUGCCGCUCCUAAUGUCAACAACUUUUGCAACGUUAAUAUCAACAGCAACGGCAACACAAUUGACGAAAGUUCGAACAACUGUGAGAAUAGUUUACCCCGGAUAAUAAAGCCCCGUAAGCGGAGGAAGAAGGACCGUAAGCCGACCAAUGUUGUUACAACGGAAAACUCUAAGCCGGAGGAUAGAGACAGGGAUAGGGAUCUAUCGGUCUCGAUGAAUCCCGGUCUAAUGCCCUCGGGGAUGAACGGGGAUCAAUCUAAUUUGGUUACACUUAAACCGUAUGUGCCGGUUUGCUACGAGGCAAUGAGAUACGAGCUCCCCCAGCAGCAACAGCAGGGAACAGUCCAGCAUAGGGCCCACAGGAGGCCACCCGUCACCAGGGAAAGUUACUCAGGUAGAACCCAGACACUUAUUCAGCAGGAGAUUGUCGACACGAGGCAGAGCAGUCUCAUCUGGGACGUCGAUCAGAACGGGUACUCACCCUUCCUGACCCCUCCUCCUACCAGCAACGGGAGCAACAAUGAGUUUGUUCAAUUUUCCCAGAUACCUCUGUUCCUGUCACGGGCGAACCUUGGAGGGGGCUGUCAUCAGGAGCCCUCCGAAUUCUUUGACGUGGAAGAUUCCCUCAGGGGACCUCAUCAUCACCAGCACCAGCACCAACAUCAGCACCACCAGCACCAUCACCAACAUCUCCCAGUUCCUGUUGGAGCCGCUCGGGUAGGUCACGAACGGCUGGAACCCCCUGGGGGUGCACUCCUGAGACGAAGCUGGAGCGAUCCCUCGAGCUACUUUAGCGAGCAAAUCUGUGCUCCGAGUCGUGACGUUGGAGUAAUUGGCGAUCGAGGGCAAACUGCUGAGGCGCUUGCCAGAGGUAGGAGUUCUUGGCCCGGAAGUCCAUCCUACGUGUCAUUGGGAACAAACGCCUCGGGGCUGUCUGGUAGUCUACCAGGUAACUCGGUUACUGGCCAGAGCCUGGAGGUAUCGACCGAAAUAGUCACCUCUCACAACGGGCAUCGGGACCUGGAGAUAAAGUUCUUCAGUUCCUCGCCCAGCUCCAUCCAGCCGGAAGAAGAAAAAUCACCAUUCCCAGAGGACAACGAGGACUUCAGUGACAUUUGGAGCUAUCAUGAGUCCAAGCUUCAGCAGGAUUUCCGGACCUUGCUGCAGGCCGAAGAGUGA
Messenger RNA from Cotesia congregata, 1431 nucleotides. Lineage: Eukaryota; Metazoa; Arthropoda; Insecta; Hymenoptera; Braconidae. The record is from the annotation of a GenBank genome assembly.